Rasamsonia emersonii CBS 393.64 is the source of this 372-nucleotide messenger RNA. RefSeq lists its product as uncharacterized. The transcript has a single exon. The annotation marks the transcript as partial. The record is from RefSeq and is a predicted model, not a curated record. NCBI's taxonomy places the organism in Eukaryota, Fungi, Ascomycota, Eurotiomycetes, Eurotiales, Trichocomaceae.
AUACAUGAGUAUAAUUGUCCUUAUUUAUGUUUCUUCCAGUCUUCCUUCGGCCCCCCUUUUGGUUCCUCUUUCGGUACUCCUUAUGGUAUACCGUUCCCUUCGUUCGUAUGCCAUUUCGUAUACCAUUCGUAUACCAUCCUGUAUACCAUUCCUCGUGAUCCUCAAUGUUCAUUCUUGUCACGUGAUCUGGAGUUCGCCCUAUUGCUGCCUUGCGGGGUAAUUGUUUCAUCCUGCAUUGCUGUGUUGGACAGCGUUAUCUCCUGUUGGCUCAUAACAUGGUCACUCGUAUCCUCGUACCAAGUAGCUCACAUAGGAUGCCUUCCAUCAAUGAUUCGUAAUCGUGUUGCCACAGCUAUUUCUUAUUUUUAUUGA